Molecule: messenger RNA, 703 nt
Organism: Dioscorea cayenensis subsp. rotundata (Guinea yam)
Lineage: Eukaryota; Viridiplantae; Streptophyta; Magnoliopsida; Dioscoreales; Dioscoreaceae
Product: vitellogenin-A2-like
Exons: 2
Coding region: 65-682 (205 amino acids)
Source: RefSeq, a predicted model, not a curated record
AGUAAUAGAGACAAUUACUUCAGAACUUUCAACACUACUCCGGAGGGCCAUUCUCUCAGGAUCAAUGGAGGAAUUAGAUGGUGGCUCUUGGGUUUUCAGGGCAAGGUUCUCCAGCAUGGCCUUCCCUAGAUUAGAUACCGUGAAGCUUUCAGAGAAUCUAUUAUCUACUGAACAACGAUGGAAUUUGUACAAGUUUUGCUUGGAUUUGAAGUUGAAGAAUUCAACAUCUUUGUCAGAAACAACGAGCUUUACAACUGGAUCAAAUGCAUCAUCAUCAUCAUCAUCAUCAUCAUCACCUGCAACUUCCUCCAAUGACCUUGAUCAAAAGCUGAAGAAUUUGGACAUAGAUUCUUCUGAAUCAAAACCAACAACAUCAAGGAAAACAGACCAUGAUACCAGGAAAUCUAAUUUAUUCUUGAAUAAGAAUGAAAGAAGAUCAAAGGGAGGAAAUAGAAGGUCUGUGUCUCCACUUGGCAGUACCGAGCUCUCUGAUACCUUCAAAGAGGAAAGCAGGUCUCAUGGAAAGAGAUUCUUUUUACUACCACUCAGACGACAUAGAUCCCAAAAUAAGAGUGUAUCAAAAGAUGAUCUUGUCAGGGCAACAUCACCUUCAAGUAUGGAGAAGCUGAAAGACAAGAAGGAGAAUAAUUCUUGGUCUAGUUGUUUUUACAAAUUAAAAUAGUUAGUUUUUUUUUUUUAUAAA